UCCAGGCACCAGGUGGGAUGCAGAACUCCCAGGCGCCUACCUCCCCGGGGCCUCCCUGGCGGGUUGGGCCGCGACAGGCUGGGCUGCCCCGGGGUCCUUUGGCGCCCCCGCCACAGUGCUCAGGAAACAUGACAUCAGCGCCCCGCUGGUGCUGUGUGCAAAGCUUUCUGAUGGUUGGUGUUGCUCCGGGACACGCCUUCUCGGGAGGAGAACAAAAACAAAGCGGAGGGCCUGAGCGGCACCCGACCAACGGGCCACUUGAGAGAGCUCCCUCCAGCCGGUCCUUGGAGCCAGCCGCCGCCGCAGCCGUCAGGAUGCCAAACUGGGGAGGAGGCAAAAAAUGUGGCGUAUGCCAAAAGACGGUUUAUUUUGCUGAAGAGGUUCAAUGUGAAGGCAACAGCUUCCACAAGUCCUGCUUCCUGUGCAUGGUUUGCAAGAAGAACCUGGAUAGUACUACUGUGGCUGUUCAUGGUGAAGAGAUUUACUGCAAGUCCUGCUAUGGCAAGAAGUAUGGUCCAAAGGGCUAUGGAUAUGGUCAGGGAGCUGGAACACUGAGCACCGAUAAAGGGGAGUCGCUGGGCAUCAAGCAUGAAGAGACCCCUGGGCACAGGCCCACGACCAACCCUAACGCAUCCAAAUUUGCCCAGAAGAUAGGAGGUUCUGAAAGCUGCCCUCGGUGUGGACAAGCAGUCUAUGCUGCGGAAAAAGUGAUUGGAGCUGGGAAGUCCUGGCACAAGUCUUGCUUCCGGUGUGCCAAGUGUGGCAAAGGCCUGGAGUCCACUACCUUGGCAGACAAGGAUGGGGAAAUCUACUGCAAAGGAUGUUACGCCAAAAACUUUGGGCCCAAAGGAUUUGGCUUUGGCCAAGGAGCUGGGGCUUUGGUCCAUUCGGAGUGAAGCAGUUGCCAGUGUUCCCAUUUCCUUUGCUCACCUCUGGUGCCUCACCAAUGCCAACUCCAGCCCUUGUCUAUGUAGACCAGGCUAGAUAAAGAAGCUACCUGCUUCUCUCUCUCUCUCUGUCUCUCUUUUUUUCCCACCUCUCUUUCUCUCUCUCUCUCUCUCUCUCUCUCUCUCUCUUCUGCCACUUAUACUAGCAUCUAUAAUCACAGGUUUUGGUUUUGUGCAGUAUGGGUUUUUGCUUGGGAUACUGGGCUUCUAGGGCCCACCUUCUUGCUCACCUUACCUAGUUGAUACCAUUUCUAGUGUGAACAUUCUAAAGGACUUCUAGUACUAAUGCUUUUCCAAGAAGUGAUCCUGCAUCCUCGCCCCUAGCUCUCCAGAAUUUUUGUCUUUUAGCCCCCUCACUCCAUCUGCUAACUGCAUAGAUUGGCCAAAGGAUCCGAAACAAUUUCCUGAAUCCCAGAAAACUAUACUAGCCAGAAGAGAAUGUGGGAAGGGAAGACAAAGGAAGGGAUAAGGAUGAAGAAUAUAUAUAAAAGCCUUCCCAGGAUUUGGUUUGGGGCACAUAGGGGAAAGGAGGAGGUAAGAGGCAUAAGAAGAAGGGCAUCAAUAUUCAGACCAUCACUUGGAUUCAUCCCACUCCCAGAUGCCUUCAGACAAGGGGAUGGUGGCAAUUUCCACAGGAUAGAACCUUGAAGUUUUGUGUUCCCACAAAGGCUUGGAAUGGGCAACACCCUUGCUCACGUGGGCACACUCUCUGAGUGUGCAUGUACACAUUUAAACACUGCUUGACUGCACACAUUCAAACAUUAUAUUUGACCUUCGAGGACAACAAUGGAUUUGAAUGCUCAGUACUGUUUGCUUGAGGCCUCUUUGUUCUUGCCGGCAGUCUGUACAGUGCCCACGUUACUCCUGUUAGGAGGUGCUGGGAAUGGUCUCUGCUAGCCACAGGCCUAGAGCACUGGGAUCAGGCCCAUAUCACCUCCAGUCUGGAGCUCCCUCAAAGGCAGGGUCAGUUUUGGAAUCCCCCAGUGGUCCACACCAUUGCUUUGAUGGCAUAAGGAGUUCUGGGCUAAACUAGACUCCUGAACAUCAGUCAGUGAUCCAAACCUCAGGGAACUCAAAGCUAACUCUCAUCAGGGGGAAUCUUCAGGCUAGAGAUUUUGGUGGCCAGCCUAGAGCCCUAACCCUUUCCUAGCUCCUCUCCAGGGGUUCUUCAGUCUAUUCUCCACUCUGUAGAAAUUUCCAAAACUUGUAAGGGGAAGAUUUUGAUGUAGUUUAGAGAUUCCAAACCACUUAGACAUUUUUCUAUCUAUCCCAACCUACCUCUUAACCAUCCUGCAAUGAUCUUUUUUUAGGGUCUCCUAGCUGGGCUCAUAUUCUCUUCCUUCCACCAUUACCUUUUCCCUUCCCUCAAUCCUUCUUUCUCUAAGUCCCUUUUUUGCUCCAACCACCCCUAUCACUGCUAGACCCUGAGGGAAGAAGCAGUCCUUGGGAGAGUGUGAGACUGGAUCUUGACCAGGGAAGUAGGAGACCUUGGAAGAACCAUCGGGCUAGGACAAAUUUAUUCUGAGGGAUACAUCUGUGAUAUCUGCCAUUGGAAAGGACAAUGUAUUUAAGCUAAUUUCUUAUGUAAUCAAUAAAGCUGAUAAAAAACAAACAAA
This is a messenger RNA of Monodelphis domestica (gray short-tailed opossum), 2563 nucleotides long. It is a transcript of the gene CSRP1, whose product is annotated as cysteine and glycine rich protein 1. The record is from RefSeq and is a predicted model, not a curated record. Gene Ontology annotation, cellular component: Z disc; nucleus; cytoplasm. Gene Ontology annotation, molecular function: actinin binding; structural constituent of muscle. Gene Ontology annotation, biological process: sarcomere organization; muscle tissue development. NCBI's taxonomy places the organism in Eukaryota, Metazoa, Chordata, Mammalia, Didelphimorphia, Didelphidae.